UUGUUUUCUCAACAACCAGCAGAAGGAAGAAUGUGAAAUCCCUGCUUAAGGGUGUGAGGCGGCGAGCUAAAAAAAGAACCGUCCGUUUCUUACUGACUAUGAAGCUCGAUAUCUUUCCAGUGGUGUAUUGAUCCGUGGACAUGAUGGGUAAACUGACCGGGUUGUGUGUGCUGCUGGUGUUGUCGGUGCUGAACGUCGCUGUAACCGAGGAUACUGUAACACCGGUGUACUUCACGGAUGGUGGAGAUCUAACGUUAGAAGUGCGGCCUGCUUUUCCGGGUCACAUCAACAACAUCGUGUGGAUAUUCAACGAUAAUCUGCUGGCUGAGUGGGUGGAAGAUGAGGGUUAUUACCUCAGAAUUAAAGGACGAGCAACCCUCACCACAGAGACUGGACAGCUGAUCAUCAACAACAUGAGCAAAGAGGACGAGGGCGUGUAUUCAGUGGAGAUCAACGACAGAGUCCAGAGUGAGAGCUAUCAAGCUAAAUUGAUCAAGAAGGUCCAGAAGCCCAAAGUAGUGGAGAGGACAUUGACUUGUGGAGCUAUAUCUCAUAGAUGUAGGUUCUCCUGUGACUCAGACACCACCGAGGCUGAACCCAUCACCUACAGCUGGAAGAAGGGAGAUGGAGAGUGGAAGGUGUCUGGGAAGGACAUCACCAUCACCAGAGAGUAUGACUCAGGUGGGAAGACCUUCACCUGCAGGAUGGAGAACCCAGUCAGCCGGGAAGAAAGUGACCCGCUCUACAAGGAGCUUAUUUCAUACUACACUGGUGCUGUAAUUGGGUAUGUUGUUCCUUUCAGUGCUGCGGCUGUGGCUGGCGCUGUGGUUGGUUUGGUUGUGGCAUGGAAAAAGAAGAUAUUCCCCAUCAAUAAAGGAAGCAUCAACAUCCCUGAUCCUGCACAUGGAAAUGGACAGCCAACUUCUCCUCCUAGUGACAGUUCACCUAAGACAGCUGAGAACGUACCACUUCAGGAUAACCCACAAGACACAAAGUCAGACGCCAAAGAAACUGCAUGAAGUUGAGGAGCUCAAAUAGUCCUCAGACUUCUAUUUCUGCAUACAUGACAUGUACAAACAUGUUCAUUUUUUGUGUUGUAUUUUUUAGCAGUCAGCUGUGUGCAUCAUGGACUGUUACUUGCAGCAGAGGGAUUUUCAUGACAACAAGGUUGUUUUUUAGAACAGCAUGAAAAAUUAUUGUAUUUUUUAUUUAUUUUUUAUUUUUUAAACAGCCACCUGUGUGUUUAUAUAUGUAUGUAUGUAUGUAUGUAUGUGGGUGUUUCUGCAACUAAAAUCACUUUUGACUCUCCUAAAUAAAAAAAAAAAA
Molecule: messenger RNA, 1326 nt
Organism: Sebastes umbrosus (honeycomb rockfish)
Lineage: Eukaryota; Metazoa; Chordata; Actinopteri; Perciformes; Sebastidae
Product: SLAM family member 9-like
Exons: 1
Coding region: 141-1019 (292 amino acids)
Source: RefSeq, a predicted model, not a curated record